Molecule: messenger RNA, 7119 nt
Organism: Malassezia vespertilionis
Lineage: Eukaryota; Fungi; Basidiomycota; Malasseziomycetes; Malasseziales; Malasseziaceae
Exons: 5
Coding region: 1-7119 (2372 amino acids)
Cellular component (GO): mitochondrion
Molecular function (GO): oxidoreductase activity
Source: RefSeq, a predicted model, not a curated record
AUGGCCAAAGCAACAAUCCUGGGCUCUCUACUUGGGCGCCCAUCGCAGAGCUACGUCGCAUCUGACGGCACAUACAAGACGUCAUACUCUGGACAUGCAUCCGAUAUUGGUCAGUCGCACGACUCGUAUCACAUAGCGCAAAGCAACGCGUCUGGCGACCGCACUGUACUGUCUCCAAGCCGCGGUGCAGCGUCCGAAACAGGACUGGACCGCCUCGGCGCACAGCGCGCGCGCACCACUCGCAAACAUCCCAAGCAGCACAGCCGACAGAUUCCCGAAAGCCCGCUUGUGCCCGACCUGAACACGGUAAAUACAUUCUCGCGCUGGUGGGAGAGCCGCAACAUGCAAAAAGCGCCUGGGCAGCCAAGCGCAGCGUCCGACUCGGGCGAGUCGUUUUCCGACCGCUGGCGGCGCGACGUUGCAUCCUACUCUACGCGCGGCCACAGUGCCGUGAGUAGUCCGGAGGCGCCCCGGGCCGUGCAGCGGGUCGGUUCGAUGCCCAAAGUGCGGAGCACGCCGCUCCAGCUCGCGGAGCCGAAGAGCGCGCCGAAAAGCACAGCGGGGCGGCGCGCUGCCCCCGCAGCGCACGAAUCAGGCGACUGGCGCGCGUUUGUGCACGACCGCGCAACCAAGCCGUCCUGGACAGAUGUGCACGCCAAGUCGUAUGCGCCGCCAAAACCUGCCGACGGUCCCUUUCGCGACUCUGCAGAAGGAGAGCUGCUCCGUCUCUCAUGGUCCCCUGCGCUGUUUUUCGCCCAAGAAGGCGUCGAGCCGCAGCCGUCCGCGACGGAUGUACUGGCGCCGUCGGCCAUGGCGCGCGAUGUGCGCAGUGUAGCCAAGUCCACGUUUGUCUCCGCAUUGGAUCAGCACAAGCAGCCGCGGAUGGAGGCAGCGACCGUGCCCGCAGAAGGCGCACAAAAUACGCUGGCUACGCUGCCUUGGGUGGAUGCGCCGCCGGCGCAUGGCGUGGAGCCGCCGGAAAGCGGGGAAAGCGCUACGCAGGGCCUGCUUGCGAGGGCUCCUUUGCGAGGCCCCUCGCAUACUCCUGCCAAGCAGCCCGCCGUGCGCAACGUGCCAAGGCACGUCCAGCCUGCGCCCGUGCGCACAAUCACAGCGCCCAGCCAUGUCGCCUCGACACUGCGUGUAGACAAAGACCUUGCGCACCGCUUCGGCGCCGUGGCUUUCAACGAUCCCGAUAUCCUCGACCUGGACCCCGAAUCCGCGCCAUGGACCAUGACCAGCGAAAUCGGCCACUAUGACCGCUCCGAACUGCACGGCUCCGACGGUGCGGAGGCACUUGAAGCGCCGCAGCCAGCGACGCCAAGCCGCAAAAUGCUCGAUCGUACGUUGCGUCGCGGCCCGCGGCCCACCGAGAUGGGCGGCAUUGCCAUUGCGCACGGCACACUUCCUGCUCCGUCUCCGCACGCCGGCAGCGGCCGCAUUCCUUUGCGCACUACGUCGGAUAGCAUCAUCCCACCCGUGCCUGUGCCGCAGAACCGCUUUGUCUCCAUGCCUGUCGCGGAGCGACUGGACGACGACGAUGCCUCCUCCACCGAAACGAUUGCUUUUGUCGAUGCACUUACCAAUGGCGAGCCAGGCGCAUUCGACGUGCCCGACGUGCCCGACGCACGCUUCGGCAAAGAUGCGCGGCUUACGCUGCGAUCCACGCCGCCAGCGACGCCGCCACGCGCUGCGCCGUCCAUCGGAUCACUCUCGCCCGCGCUUGAUGCCGAGGACGUCUUCCUUGCCGAGGAUUUGCCUUCCUCCGCAACCCACUCUGCCUUCUUUCACUUUGAGCCGCGCGAUGCCGCUGCGGAUGCUCUUGCCGAGACACUGCAGAACUUCCCGGAACACUUGCCGGGCAAGACGCCGACCUCGGCGACGGUCAGCAUCAAUCGAGCGCCGGCUCACCUGCGUACCCCGCACGCCGAGGACGUGCAGCUGGCCUACUUGAAGCCCGCGACGGACCGCAGCGUGUCGGAGCAGACCACAUGGGUACGCUCCGAGAAUGCACCUGCUACGCCGCCAAGGUCGGCAUCGCCGCGGCCCGCUGCGGCGAUGCGGCACAGUCCAUAUGCGCCGGUACGGACCGCUCCGUGGCAAGCACAUAUUGAUCCUACCGGCGCGCCAUACGAUGCGAUGCCCAUGUAUGCACAGAGCGAACGGCAGCGCCCUGUAAGCGCGCCGCGUCCUUUGUCGGGAUCGGCGCUUGCAGCGCACGAGGCGUAUAUGCAGCGCUAUGCGACGCCCAGACCUGCUGUGGCCUCUGCACAGAGCAUGGCCCAAGGGCGCGGCGCAGUGACGCCGGGAGGCUAUCCUGUGCCGACUCCUCUGCGUGCACAGCCAAGUCCUGGGUAUGCAGCGCCUGGGCACGCUAGCCAAGUGCCGCCCGUGCCGCCGGUCCCAAAGGCGUAUACGGCUGUGUCGGAGUAUACUAGCGAGCACCCGCCGCCGCCGCCGUCCAAGCAUGGCCAUGGAGUGGAGCAUGUACAGCGCCAGGAGUGGCAGGCAUGGCAGGAGAAGAGAGAGCGCGCUCCGGAGAGUCGUGCCCAGGGCGAUGGGCAAGGCUACGCUCAAGAGAGUCGUGCCCAGGGCUACGGCCCAGGCUAUGCCCAAGAGAGCCAUGCCCAGGGCUACGGCCCAGGCCAUGCUCAAAGCUACGCCCAAGACGAUGGACAAGGCUAUGCUCAGGGCUACGCUCAAGAGAGUCGUGCCCAGGGCUACGGCCCAGGCUAUGCCCAAGGCUAUGCCCGAGAGAGCCAUGCCCAAGGCUACGGCCCAGGCCAUGCUCAAAGCUACGCCCAAGACGAUGGACAAGGCUAUGCUCAGGGCUACGCUCAAGAGAGUCGUGCCCAGGGCUACGGCCCAGGCCCCCCCCCCUCACCUCUCAAAGCUACGCCCAAGCGUGGACAAGGCUAUCUCGGCUACGCUCAGCCCCCCCCCACAUCCCAACAUCCCAACCUCCCAACCCCACCCUCAAACUACCCCAACAUGGACAAGGCUAUGCUCAGGGCUACGCUCAAGAGAGUCGGCUACGCUCAAGAGAGUCGUGCCCAGGGCUACGGCCCAGGCCAUGCUCAAAGCUACGCCCAAGACGAUGGACAAGGCUAUGCUCAAGGCUACGGUCCAGACCAUGCUCAGGGCUACGCUCAAGAGAGUCGUGCCCAGGGCUACGGCCCAGGCCAUGCUCAAAGCUACGCCCAAGACGAUGGACAAGGCUAUGCUCAAGGCUACGGUCCAGACCAUGCUCAGGGCUACGCUCAAGAGAGUCGUGCUCAGGGCUACGGCCCAGGCUAUGCCCAAGGCUACGCCCAAGAGAGCCAUGCACAAAGCUACGGCCCAGGCUAUGCUCAAAGCUAUGCACAAGGCUACGGCCCAGGCCAUGCUCAAGAGAGCCAUGCCCAAGGCUACAACCAGGGCUACGAGCAGUUGCAGCCGAGCCAUGCCCAGCGUUAUACACAGCCGCAGCCAAGCCACGCCCAACACUAUGCCCAAAGCUACGCCCCGACGCAGCCCGUCCCUGCCUUAACGCAGCCCGUCCCUGUUCAAGCGCAAGGCUACGCCCCGCAUUCUCCGCAGCCCGUCCAAAGCGCUCCAAAGCCCCCAAUGCAUGCAUCUACUCCCCAGCACCCCGGCCAACAUCACCCCGGCUAUCCCCCCCCCCCAGGCACCUACCAACGCCCCCAACCCGCCAUGCCAGAGCCCCGCAUGCCCCCCGCACCCGAUCCAAUGCGGCCCGCUGCGCCCAAACCCAACGCAGCCCUGGCCAUGCCACAAGCGCAGUACGCCGAGCCGGUACACUAUCCUUCAGCGCAGCGCUAUGCAUCGCCGCAGCCAGCCGCACCGCACGCGCUGCCAUCGCCGCCGCUUACCCAGUUCUAUGCGCCGCGCUCUGGCAUGCUCAGUCCGCCGCUGCCGACCGCCGUAAGCCCUUCGCCCUCGUCUACCGGCCUGUCCACCGCCCGCAGUGCGCGUCCGAAACAUGCACCGCCGCGUGCACACAUGGUCCUCUCCCCCACAGAGCGCGAUGGCCGUGCACCUCGUACGUCGCGUCCAGCGUCGCCGUCGCCGCUGGAUGAAAUGCCGCUGCUCGGCACGGUCCCCCGCAUCAAUUCCGCGACGGACAUUGCCGCGAUGCGCAAUCGCCUCGCCUCGCCGCCGCCCGCCGAGCGCCCACUCUCCCCCAGCGGCUCUGUGUGGAACGAUGGACGCUCGCUUCGUCACGGCGCGCCUACCUUUCACAGCACACACUCCUUUGCCGACGUGCGCGGUGAGUAUACGCCGCCGGAUAUGGAGACGCAGAGCGCCGCGUCGGCUUUGCGGCAGUACGCCGGGAGUCCUUUGGACACGCGCGAGCCAUCGCUCGCUGCAAGCACCUCCAUACUCAACCCCAGCACCGCCGCCGCGAUGAGAAAGGCGCCGCUGGGCGCGUCGACGAACCAGUACCUGGGCCUCUCGGGCACGAGCGUGCCUUCGCCCCCCCAAAGUCUUGUCGGUGGCGGCGGCGGGAGCAUCACGAGCUCGGCAAGCCGCGCGCGCAUGUCGACUACCGAUUUGCUGCGCAACCGGCCCACCAUGGUCACGGUCAAUGUCGCGGGCCAAGCGCCGAGCGGCAGCAGUCUGCGCCGCCGUCUCUCGUCCACGGAUGGCGGCCGGCGGCGGCGUCCGCUGUCGGGUGCAGAGGCUGCCGACGGUGCGGCCAUCUCGCUGUCCUCGCACACGGCUCCUCCCCGCAAGAUCAGCCCUACCCAGGUCCUUGUCCAGGUCAUGGCCGUCGCGGUGGACAAUGUCGACCGCGCGCUUUUGCGCGAGAAGAUGCAGGCCGAUCCCACGCAUGCGUUUGUGCCGGGGCGCAGUUUCUGCGGCCGCGUCGUCGAGUGCGGCUGGGACGUGAAGCGCGUGCGGAAAGGCGACAUUGUGUUUGGCCUGCAAGACUACCGCAAGUGCGGCGCGCUUGCUGAAUUCAUGAGCAUCGACCAGGACCUCGUUGCGCAGGCGCCGAGCGGGCCGCUGGGCAUCGAGCAGGUCGCUGCGCUGCCGAGCACGGGCGUGAUGGUGCACCAGAUAGUGCAGAACCACUGCAUGGUCUUGCGCAAGGGCGCGCGCGUCCUCAUUCUCAACGCCCACGACGGCAUCGGUCUCCUCGCGAUGCAGGAGGCGUCGCGGCUCGGCCUCAUUGUCAUUGCACACGUGCCUGCGCACGCCGCCGACGGCAUCAGCAUCUGCGAGGCGAACGGCGCGCGCGAGGUUGUCACGGGCGAAGCGCUGUGGGCCAUCAACUUGCUCCACGAGUCCAGCUUCAACCUCAUCGUCGACACGGUCGGGGGGCGGCACAUUUACGAUGCGUGCCGCAGGAUCCUCGCACACCACGGCCAGUUUGUGACGUGCUUUGGCGACGACCAGGCGCUGCCGACGCCCACGUACCGCUCGCACCUCCGCUCUUUGCGCCGCUCCUUUUUCCGCAAAGACCGAAAAGGAAUCGGGUACGAGUGGAUCGGCAUCGAUGCGGGGCCCGACUGCCGCAUCGCGCUGGAGUCCAUCAAGGUGGCUGCACAGCGCGGCGCCAUAUGCCCGCGCAUCCAGUCCAUCCUUCCGUUCGAGGAUGCGCCGCGCGCUUUCGACCACGUCCCUUCCGACGACCCCACCGCCGGCGUCGCCGUCGUGCGCGUUUCCAUCGCGUUCUGCAUGCGCUUCCAGUGCCGCGGAGAGUACGGCACGGUGCGCUACAUAGGGCCGCUUCCCCCCAAGGAGGGCGUGUGGUUUGGCGUGCAGUUUGAUACGCCGGGGCGCGGAAAGCACGACGGCGUGGGGCCCGACGGCGUGCGGUACUUUACUUGUCCGCCAGGAAACGGCGCGUUUGUGCGCGAUACCGCGCCGCUCGAGUUUGGUGUGCUCUUUCUCGAUGCGCUGCGCGAGAAAUAUGCCGAGGCGCGUGUGCCGCUGGCCCGGCUCGAGACGGUGAGCUUAACGGGCGCCGCGCCGCCGCUCGACGAUGCGUCGUGCGUGUAUGUGCGCGGCGCAGGCGAUGCCGCAGAGAUUCGUGCAACGUGCCCUGCGAUUGCAUGGCUCGAUCUCUCGCGCUCGCUGCUGCCGGACUGGGACGCGCUCGCUGGCAUUACCGCCGCGCUGCCCGCGCUUACCACGCUCGUGCUCCAUCAUACGCGCCUCGCACCGCUGCAGGCCAUGCCCCAAGGCCUUGCGCACCUGACCGAGCUGAAGAUGGACGCAGCGGGCGUGGGCUGGGAGAGCGUCGCGCACCUCGCGCACCUGCCCGCGCUCGCGUCGUUGCAGAUAGGGUACAAUGCGAUUCACAGCGUGCAUCCGCUCCCAAACGACGCAUUUCCCGCACUCACCACACUCAACCUCGCGGGCAAUGCGCUGGCGUCGUGGGACGAGAUCGUCGCGGCGCUCGGGCCGCUGCCGCGCCUGCGCAGCAUGGUCCUCAGCGACAACCGCCUCGCGUCGCUUUUUGCGCCGCGCCACGCUGCGUUUGCCGCGCUCGAGAGUGUGUGUAUAGACGGGAACCCAGUGCACGCUUUUUCGAGCCUCGAGGCGCUUGACGCGAUGCUCGCGCGCCCGUGGGCGCUGGGCAUGGGGCGCAAUGCCGGCGCGCUCGCAGACCGCGCGGCGCUGCGCCUCGAUGUGAUUGCGCGCCUUGCGCACCUCACACAGCUGAACCGCACGCCGGUGCAUGCGGCGGAGCGCUUGGAGGCGGAGCGCUUCUACCUCGCGCACGCUGCGCCGUGCGACGCACGCUUCGGCGCAUUGUGCCGCGCGCACGGAGCGCCGGCCGCGCCUGCACCGGCGCCGACGCUGCGUGCGAAGCUCGUCGAUGUAGGCACGGCGUGUGUGCGGCACAUGCCGUCGCAGGAAGAGGCGUGCGCUCUGCUGCAGGAGACGCCGCGCCGCGCCAAGCUUUUGCGGAGCAUGCCGGUGCGCCUUGCGCGGCGUCGGCUGGCGCGCGCGUACAGCGUGGUGGAUACAGAGAUGCCGAUGUAUGCAGUUUUGCGUGGGCACGCGCCGCAAGAGCCGAUCGUGCACUGGAUGGACGAGACGCAGGAGUUGGCGUGGUACGGGCUCGAGGAUGGCGACGUGAUUGCUAUGGUGCGCCGCGAGUAG